Strongylus vulgaris is the source of this 392-nucleotide messenger RNA. Lineage: Eukaryota; Metazoa; Nematoda; Chromadorea; Rhabditida; Strongylidae. The record is from the annotation of a GenBank genome assembly.
AUGUUGAAAAUAUUUGCUCUCUACGUUCAGAAGUUCACUUGCAAUGUGUGGAAUGUUGAAUUGAAUGAAAACUUCUAUAGAACGUCACUUACUAAGGCAAAUAAUCAAAAAGAUCAACGUGUGAGAUUUGGCUGGAACGAGUCGUUGACAUCGUCACUCGAUUACUGGAGUCAACGUGAAGCUUCAUUUGAUUGCUUCAUCGGCACUGAACUGCUGUCUACUAAUGAUAACGAAAGUAUUAAGAUGAUUGCGAGCAUUAUGGAACGAGAGGCAAAAUUUGUGUUGCUUGAACCUGUUGACGGUGUAGAUGAAGAGACUAUCAAGGAGGUAAGUAUCAAACUUUGCAGUCAUACUGAAAUAUUAGUACGUAAAAUUGAAGAAUAUUUGUAAGA